Messenger RNA from Scheffersomyces coipomensis, 3912 nucleotides. RefSeq names its product histone-binding protein (gene SET3). The transcript has a single exon. NCBI's taxonomy places the organism in Eukaryota, Fungi, Ascomycota, Pichiomycetes, Serinales, Debaryomycetaceae. The record is from RefSeq and is a predicted model, not a curated record. Gene Ontology annotation, cellular component: Set3 complex; Rpd3L-Expanded complex. The coding region runs from base 349 to 3792 and encodes 1147 amino acids. Gene Ontology annotation, biological process: regulation of DNA-templated transcription.
AACCAUGUUUUUAGACAUACUUUAAACCUGGUUGUCGUUUACAAUUUCGUAAUAAUUAAACGAUCGUAUAGUGAAAAAAAAAAACCAGUUUGGGUUCUGCAUACAAUCCACAAAAGCGAUCACUAAAAAUAUUAACCAGAGGAAAAAACAGUGUGCAUAAAUAUACUUUACAACUUCUAAUUCAUUAUUAUAUAUAUAUAUAUACGAAGGUAAUAACAAAGGGUUAGAAGAGGCUGAAGAAGAAGAAGAAGAAGCAGAAGAAGUAGUAAUAAUUAAGUGAAAAGAUUUUACAGUUAAAAAAACAGAUAAGAAACAAAGGAACAGCAAGUGAAACCAAAGAACAAGAGAAUGACAAACAAAGAAGACGAACAACAACUUCUUCAAGAUGCUUCUACCUUAUUAAUGUUUGCUAAUGUGGCAGCUAAACAACAACAACAGUAUAAGACAUCUCCAACCGAAUCUCCUUCUCAACCUCAACAUGUGGAGAGUCCUAUUAAUACAACAGCUAUACCUCUUACUCAGCCUGUUGUUUCUGUACCAGCUCCAGUAAUACUCCACAGUCCUGAACAACAGAAUCGUCCACCUCCAUUUAGUCCAGUUAAUCAAUAUCCCAAUGUGAUUCCUUCUGGACAUCCCAUUCCUCAUCAGGUUCAAUUUACAAGUCAUAUACCUGUAUCUGUACCUCAUCCUCCUCAACAAGCACAACAAUUACAAUCUCCAUCUAUAGUUCAUCCAGGUACACCUCAAUUUCAUAGAGUAAGUCCACCAGUUCCAGUUAUAUCAUCCAAUAACAGUUCUCCUAAGGAAUCUUCCAGAAAGACUUCAAAGAGUUCUAUCAGUGUUUUGAUGAAUAGUCCUGAACCAGAAACAGUACCACAACCACAAUCACAGCCUAUAACAAUCAUACCUGCCCCUGUACCAUUACCAAUACAAGAAUUAAAACCAAAGCCAGUAGAAAUAUAUCCACGAUCUACUCAAAUAUCACUAAGUGCUCUUGUAUCCCCACCCUUACCUUCAACUUCAGGUUCUGCACCUACUAAUAAUCAUGAAAAAGUGCAUCAUAGAUCAAAAUCAUCCCCUGAAAUUGAAAGAAGUCAAUUACCUCAGCAUCAAUUAUCUCCAGGUCCAGGAUUAAGUGGAAUUAAUAUCGAAAGUGGUCAAAGAAAUACUAAUAAUGCCGUGAUAGCUGCUGCUGCUCUUGCGGCUGCGGCUGAUAUCCCAUUACCUUUAAAACAUGUCAAGGAAGAAGUAAAAAUAAAUGUACCUGUUAUUCCUCCUCCACAACCUCAACCUCAAUCUCAUCCACAAAUAACAGAACAAUCUCCAGAUGAUACAAUCAAAGAUGAAGAUCAAUUGACUGAACCAGAAAAUGAUGAUAAAACAGAUGAUGAAAAAACGGAAGAAGAAAUCGUUGUAAAGUCUAAUGAUAUACUUCCUCCUAAAAAUCAAGAACCUGUUACUCAAUCACAGCCUGAGAAGAAAGAACCUAGUAAGGAACAACAGGAAUUCAAUAACAAGCAAGAACAAUUCAAUAUUCCUCCCCUUAGUUCAUAUCAAGUCGAUGCCGAUUCAGGCUUAAUUGGAUGUAUUUGUGGCAUAGAUGAUGAUGAUGGAUUCACUAUUCAAUGUGAUGUAUGUUAUAGAUGGCAGCAUUGUCUUUGUAUGGGAUACAAGACCAAUGAAGAAGUUCCUGAAGAUGAAUAUACUUGUUAUUAUUGUGAUAAAACUAAAUGGGGUAAAUUCAAUGCGGAAGAAUGUCGGAUUGAAACUCUUGAAAGACUUGAUAGUGAUUUCAAAAAUUCUCAAAGAACACUUGAUAGUAUAUCAACCCCAAGUUCAGAGUUUGUUGAUGAUGAUAGUAUAGGUGAUCAAAAUAAUAAAGAAAAACAAAAGAAUGGAGCUGGUGUUGGAGCUGGAAAAAGAAAACAUCUGAAUUCUGAAAAAGUUGAUAAAAGAAGAAAAGUAGUGGAAAAUGGAGUUGUGGAAAAGAAGAAAGAAUCCACUCCUAUUGAAACUACUGUGGUUGAACAGCCUAAAGCUCCCACUGUAAUCGUUCCAAAUAAAGAUAAUGAACUUUUAGAAGAUGGUGUUACAUCGGAAACUUAUCAAUCAGGCUAUUAUAAAUUAAGAACUAAUGAUUAUAAGAAGAAAUCAAUCAAGGAAUUCUUUUUAGAAUCAGGUCAGACAUUUUAUCAAGAAUAUUUAAAUUUACCAAAGACAGAUCAACAGAAACGAACAUUAAGAGAUAUUGAAAUCAUGACUCAAAAUCAAUUUAAAUCCUUAAAAAUGAGUAAGAUUUUAUUACCAAAUUAUCAAAAAUACUUAGCUGAACAUAAAUUAUUAAUCAAGAAGAAGAAUUUCAAUAAGACUUCUAUCCAAGUUAAACAAUAUUUGGAUAAUCAGAAACAAAAAUUCAAUGGAAUAUCUAAAUUAUCAUUAUUCAUUAGUUCAAAUGAUUCCGAAGUCCUCACUAUUCCUGAAAAUACAAUCAUCAUUGAAUAUUUAGGUGAAAUUGAUUUAUUUGAAAAUUAUAUUAAAGAUACCAUUAAUCAAUAUUCAAUGUGGGGAACUCCAAAACCAAAAGUUUUAAAGACGAAUUUGAAAUUAACUGAAGAGAAGGAUUUGGAUCUUAUCGUUGAUUCGAGAUUUGUGGGUAAUGAAUCUAGAUUUAUUCGUAAAUCAUGUCCAUCGUCAUCCAAUUGUCGUAUCCAACCAAUCUAUAUCCCAGAACAGAAUAGUUUUAGAUUCCUUGUGGUGACUUCCAAACCCAUUGUAUUAAAAUCUGAGUCAGCAGAUGAAGAACUUCGAUUAAACUGGGAAUGGGAAGCUGAUCAUCCAAUUUUGAAAUUAUAUGAAAAUAAUAAUUCAGAAAAAUUUGAUAUUUUAACUAAUGCUCAUAAAUCAGCUCUUAUCAGUUAUAUUGAUAAUAUUUUACAUUUUGUGGAAUGUGGUUGUUCAACUUCAAGUAGUUAUUCAUCAUGUGCAAUCUUUAAAAUCAAAAAGGCUACAUCUUAUUUACUUCGUUCUACAAGAAAAGCAUCAUCAAUUAGUAAUAUCAAUUUGGCUAAAUCAAAGGAUGAACUUAUCCUUCCUAAAAAGGAAAAGGAAUACAUAUCAUGGUCUGAUAGAUUAGUGGAAAGAGAUAAUGUGAUUCAAAUGAAUUUAACUUUAACAACUCAAUCAACUAAGGCUAAUGAUGAAGUUCCAGUUGUUGAAAGUCAAACUGAACAUACUGAACAAAAUGGAGCUGUCACUGCUUCUUUGGAAACUUCUCCAAGAGGAGUUCGAAGUAAACCUGAUGGAUUAUUUUCAAUCCCAUAUAAACAACAAUUAAUGGUAAAUAAUAAACAAUUCUUAAGAAAAAUUGCUGAGAUUAAAAAUGAAGAUAAUAACGAGAAUGAAGGUGCUAAGUAUGAUAUUGAAGAUGGUUUCCAAAUAAGUUCUGAUAUGGUUAUUAAAAUUGAAAAUAAUAUUGAUGACAAACUUAAACCAAUAGUUGAAGAAGUGGAAGCCAAGAUUGCCGGACAAUUAGAAAGUAUUCCAAUCGUAAAUUCUGCCAAGGUAGAUGAAGCUGUAUCCAUACCAGAGAAGCUUAUUACACUUGAACACAAAACUGCCAGUUUAGUCGAUGUAAGAACUAACUCCAUAGGAACCAUUGCUGCACCUAUUACAGACAAUAAGAACAUUGUUAAAAAGGAAGAAACUGUUAAUGUAAAGGAACCUGUGCCAUCGCCACCGAAGGUUGUCAAAAAAUUAUCCUUUGCAGAUUACAAGAAAAAGAUGAAGGAAUAGAGCAGCCUUGUUUUUAUUUCUUUUCUUUGUUCUUCUUCAUUUUCGAUGCCUAUAUUCUAGAAAAUAUCAUAUUUUAUAAUGCAAAUAAUAAUACAAAUAAUAAUAAUUACAGUAAUUAUA